ACGUACGGUACCUGAAGUUUGAGGCACCAACUUGAUGAGACGUAAAAUUCCACUGUCCAAGAUCCGACACCUUCAGCCUCAAUUUACAUCUCCCCUAAACAGUGGCCAGUCAUUCCGCUAAGCAUAAAAAUCGAAUCGGAUCAAUAGAGAAUUCCAUUCUACUCCGUACUAAAGUGUCAUCGCCCGCAAAGCUUUCAGGUGUCCCGCCGGACCUCUCUUCGCACCAGUCAUCGUGCGACCUCAGCCCUUCAAUCACCUAUAACGAAGCUUCAGGAGUCUAUCAAUUCAGAUGGGUAAAGGCCGGGAUAAUCGCAGGCGCGAAGCCGCAGGCGGUGGGCCGCCGAGUCGUGAGAUGAUGGUCUCGAAGAAACUCAGCUGGCUGUUACGGCACGGGGCAGAAAAGGAGGGAUUGAAGUUGGGCGUGGGCGGAUACGUGAACGCUGCUGAUGCGCUCAACACCCGCUGCCUUAAAUCCCUCAAAGUCACCUUCGACGAACUCCAAACUGCCGUCGCCACCUCCGACAAGCAGCGCUUCUCCCUCAUUCCCCAAGCCCCCGCGCCCCCCGCGCCCCACGACGACCCCUCCCCCCCCCCCUCUCCCGCCGCCGCGACCCCCGCGCUCGCACCCACCGACCCGCGGAACUACCUCCUCCGCGCGAACCAAGGUCACAGCCUGCAAGUGAACAGCGAGCAUCUACUACGGCCGGUAGAGUUGAGUGCGACGGGGGGCCCGCGAGACGACUGGCCGCCGAUGGUGGUGCACGGGACGUCGCAGGCGGCGUGGGAGCUGAUCCUGGCGAGCGGGGGUCUGAAGCGGAUGGGGCGGGUGCACGUGCAUUUCGCGACGGGGGUGACGGGGGACUUGGCACAUUUGCUGGAAAAGGGAGAGACGGGUGGGGUAGGGGGGAAGGAGGGAGAUGUGGAUUUGCCGCAGGUGAUUUCGGGGAUGCGGCGGUCGGUGGCGGUGUUGAUCUUUGUGGAUUUGGAGAAGGCGUUGAAGGCGGGGUUGAAGUUUUGGAGGAGCGAGAACGAUGUCAUCUUGAGUGAGGGGGAUGAGGACGGGGUGGUAAAGAGCGAGUUCUUCCACCGGGUGGUGGAUAGAAGCGGUCGAAUUCUUAUGGUUAAUGGCGAGGUGAUCGAGGAGUAG
Messenger RNA from Eremomyces bilateralis CBS 781.70, 1147 nucleotides. Its product is annotated as phosphotransferase KptA/Tpt1. Bases 290 to 1147 code for a protein of 285 amino acids. Gene Ontology annotation, molecular function: tRNA 2'-phosphotransferase activity. The transcript has 3 exons. The record is from RefSeq and is a predicted model, not a curated record. Lineage: Eukaryota; Fungi; Ascomycota; Dothideomycetes; Eremomycetales; Eremomycetaceae. Gene Ontology annotation, biological process: tRNA splicing, via endonucleolytic cleavage and ligation.